Molecule: messenger RNA, 2376 nt
Organism: Homarus americanus (American lobster)
Lineage: Eukaryota; Metazoa; Arthropoda; Malacostraca; Decapoda; Nephropidae
Exons: 3
Coding region: 1-2376 (791 amino acids)
Source: RefSeq, a predicted model, not a curated record
AUGGAAAACAAGGACUUUUGUGUGUGUGAGGAGGACACACCCGAGGACAAGGUGCGUGAGGACUGUCAGCCAGGAGAGGGAGGUGAGGACAAGGUGCGUGAGGAUGAGGAACAUGAGAGGACGUCAGAGACACGGAGGCUGACAGUGAAGACCUCCGGCCCUGUGUGCUGUGUGACACUACGGCGGGAACACUACGGCAGGAACACUACGGCGGGAACACUACGGCGGGAACAGAGAACACUACGGCGGGAACACUACGGCGGGACACUAACGGCAAGAACAUUACGGCGGGAACACUACGGCAGGAACACUAACGGCAGGAACACUACGGCGGAACACUACGGCGGGAACACUAACGGCAGGACACUAACACUACGGCGGGAACAUUACGGCGGGAACACUACGGCGGGAACAUACGGGGGAACACUACGGCGGGAACAUUACGGCAGGAACACUACGGCGGGGAACACUAACGCAGGAACAUUACGGCGGGAACACUACGGCGGGAACAUUACGUCAGGAACACUACGGCGGGAACAUUACGGCAGGAACACUACGGCAGAAACACUACAGCGGGAACACUACGGCAGGCGGGAGCACUACUGCGGGAACACUACGGCGGAACACUACGGGGGAACACUACAGCAGGUAACGGCAGGAACACACGGAACACUACGACAGGAACACUACGGAGGACACUACGGCGGGAACACUACGGCGGGAGCACUACUGCGGAACACUACGGCGGGAACAUUACGGCGGAAACACUACGGGAACAUUACGGCAGGAACACUACGGCAGGAACACUACAGCGAACACUACGGCAGGGAGCACUACGACAGGAACACUACGACAGGACUACGGCGGGAACACUACGGCGGGAACACUACGGAACACUACGGCGGGAACACUAACGGCAGGAACAUUACGGCGAACACUACGGCGGGAACAUUACGGCGGGAACACUACGGCGGGACAUUACGGCAGGAACACUACGGCAGAAACACUACAGCGGGAACACUACGGCAGGAACACUACGACAGGAACACUACGACAGGAACACUACGGCGGGAACACUACGGCGGGAACACUACGGGAGCACUACGGCGGGAACACUACUGGAGGAAACACUACAGCAGGAACACUAACGGGGAACACGACAGGAACACUACAGGGAACACUACUGCGGGAGCACUACUGCGGGAACACUACGGCGGGAACACUACGGGGAACACUACGGCGGGAGCAUUACAGCGGGAACACUGCGGGGAACACUACGGCAGGAACACUACGGCGGGAACACUGCUGGAACACUACGGCGGGAACACUAAGCAUUACAGCGGGAACACUACGGCGGGAACACUACGGCAGGAACACUACGGCAUGAGCACUAUGGCAAGAACACUAACGGCAGAAACACUAUGGCGGGAACAUAACGGCAGGAACACUACGGCAGGGAGCAGGAACACUAUGGCAGGAACGCCACGGCAGGAACAAUACGGUGGGAGCACUACUGCAGGAGCAUUGGCACUACAGGAACACUACGGCAGGAACACUACGGCAGGAACACUACGGCGGGAGCAUUACAGCGAACACUACGGCAGGAACACUACGGCAGGAACACUACGGCGGGAGCAUUUAGCGGGAACACUACGGCAGGAACACUACGGGAACACUACGGGAGCAUUACAGCGGGAACACUGCAGCAGGAACACGGCAGGAACACUACGGCGGGAGCAUUACUGGCGGGAACACUACGGCAGGAACACUACUACGGCAGGCUACGGCGGGAGCAUUACUACGGCGGGAACACUACGGCAGGAACACUACGGCGGGAGCAUUACGGCCACGCGGGAACACUACGGCAGGAGCACUACGGCGGGAACAUUACAGCUACGGCGGGAGCACUACGGCAGGAACACUACGGCGGGAGCACUGCAGGAGCAUUACAGCGGAACACUACGGCAGGAACACUACGGCAGGAACACUACGGCGGGAGCAUUACAGCGGAACACUACGGACAGGAACACUACGGCAGGAACACUACGGCGGGAGCAUUACAGCGGGAACACUACGGCGGGAACACUACGGCAGGAACACUACGGCGGAGCACCUGCGGUUACAGCAGGAACACUACGGCGGCGGGAACACUACAACACUACGGCGGGAACACUACGGCACACACUACGGCGGAACACUAUUGGCACUACGGCAAGAACACUAACGGCAGAAACACUAUGGCGGGAACAUAACGGCAGGAACACUACGGCAGGAGCAGGAACACUAUGGCAGGAACGCCACGGCAGGAACAAUACGGUGGGCAGCAACCAGUGGUCCUCGACCACCCUAAACAUUAUAUCACAAAACUGUAUAUAA